Anas platyrhynchos (mallard) is the source of this 5750-nucleotide messenger RNA. The record is from RefSeq and is a predicted model, not a curated record. NCBI's taxonomy places the organism in Eukaryota, Metazoa, Chordata, Aves, Anseriformes, Anatidae.
AUCCUUCCACCACAGGGGAAAAAAGGACAUCCUUAAUUUGGCACAAGAUAUUCAUGUAUCAUGGGAAUGAUGGAACCUUAAGAAGUUCUGUUAACCUUAAUCAUUAAAAGGAGAGGGGAACCAGAUAAAAAAUAUCUUGUAUUGAAGUCUAACCAUAAAUUCCUAUAUGUAAACUAUUUUUAUAUUUCAUCUUUGUAAAUACUACCAGACUUGUAUAUGGGAGGAGAGCUGAGAAAUUAGUGGUUUCUCACGCACCCUUUAUUGUUGUGUUUUUAUUUUAUGGUUGAUGUAUUGUAAAUUGCAUACAAAAUGACCUGCCUGCACUGAAAAGUGAUAUCCCUGUAACUUCUGCUCUCUAACUGGACUAAUGAGUUGCUUUCUUCUCUAUUUUAUAAUCCAUCUUCAUUUCUAGAUUAUUAAGCUUUUAGAAAAGCUAUGAUCUUGUAACAGUGUUCAUAAACUCAUAUCACGUAUCAUAUGUUACACAAAGUCUCCUAGGUAUUCUUUGAUUUCCAGGUUUUCCAAACAUCUCUCUCCUAGAUACUUUUUGAAUGAUUAUUUCCUUUAGCUUGCGUUUUUUCCAGAAUGAAUCUAAUUUUGGGUGAUAUCCAAAGCCCAUUGAGGUCAGAAGAAUGUCUCCUAUUGACUUUAGUGGGCUUUGGAUUUGAUUCUUUAUUUCCUAUAUCCAGGAGCCAAAUUCUGCACACCUUAUUGUUUUAAUGGGAAUUUUGCAUAAGCAAAGCAAGCAGCAUUGGGUUCCGAAGUCUGAUAUUUUAGGACUCCAUUGCAUUGUAUUUCACUCUUUUCACUAGCAUUUGUAAUGAUACAAUAUCAUUUACAAAUGUAAGUGCUGUUUAUCUGUCACCAUGGAUAGCUAAUGGAAAUCUUAAGUAAUGCUGAGUGAACUCUGCUGUGUCUUGCUACUGCCUCUUUCCAGACUUGAUAUAUGUUCUUCCAUUACCUUUUGUUUCAGUCUUUUAAUUACUUUGCAGUUCAUAAGGUUUUAUCAGUGCUUGGGAAAGUGUGAAUCAUUUGUGGGUAAAGUUUUGAAAAACACUGUAAUCAGACAUGAAGUCCAGUUACUGGUUAUAUUCUACAUAUUAUAACCAUUGCCCAGAUAUGGAAAAGCACUUUAAUAUGUACUCAAGUCUCUCCUUAUUAAGAAGAAGCAAAUAGAUUUUUUGAAUGCAAUCGCCUAAGUGGGAUUUGGGUCUCAGUAAAAGCUAAGCAAAAGUUUAUAUUAAUUCCUGAGUAAGUACAUUUUUUUUCCAACUGCACCUUUUAUGUGUUAGUUCUCUUAGAUGAAGGAUUCCAAACUAUUCUGCAGCUUAGGUACCUGCAGAGACUACUGUAUUGGGCUUAUGUGACAAGAGUUUGGUAGCCAGGGGGAUUUAGGGGUGGCAUCUGUGAGGCACAGCCCAGUGCUUGCUCCAUUUCAGAUCAGAGCCAGCCCAAGUUGCUCCAAAGACACCCACUGCUGGCCAGAGCUGAGCCAUGAGUGACGCUGCUUGGGCCUCUGGGAGAGCAGAUUGAAGAAAGGGAAAAAUUUGCUGUGCAACUGCGGCUGGAAGAGAGGACUGAGAAAAUGUGAGAGAACCAGCACUGCAAACAGCCAGAUAUAUACACAGGCAACUUUUAUAGAAAGUGGAUUAAUCUAGGCUUUGGCUUUCACUCAGCUAUGUCUGGCAUAUACGAAUCUGGGACCAGUAAUAGAAGAAUCUGUUUUAGAGACAUGCAAAUUCACAUCAGUGUCACGUUUCUAAAUUUCACAACAGUUUUAAUUUUCAUAGCUUCAUACUCUGUAUUUGCUAUAUUUCCAUAUAGUGUCAGUUGCCUUUUCUUUCAGCGAAGCACUGAAAAAAGUGUGUGCAAAUUCAGACAAAAAUUGCCUGUGCAGUUGACAUUUUCUGUGGUUGAAAAUGUAGCAACUCAAUUCUGAAUUUCAGCUUGCUUUAAACUUAGAGAAAUGGUGCAACUGCCGCCUGUUUCUAAUUAUUCCUGAAAAGUCAGUAAGAGGUAGUAUGAAGGCCAGUCAGGAGAAUGAUUCAGAGUAAUCUGGAAUUUUUAGCUAUUGAUCUUUGACUGAUGGCAUUCUCUUUGCUAAGCCUGAUGUCUGUUGCCCAGACCAGAAGCUGUCUGUAGUGCCUGUUGCAUUCUGUUCUGCUGAAGGUACUAAAUUCCAGUGAUGGGCAUUCAGACAAUAUUCUUUUUCUUCCAAGUAGUAUAAAAUAAUGGAGAAGGGCCUUAAAGAGGUGGCUUUUAGGUAACAAUAGCUCCAGUGAAAAAUUGAAAUCUCCAGAAUGAUCAAUGACACCAGCAGUUACCAAAGAUCUUAGCCUGGUACUGCUACAGUCUUAAGACUGGAUACCUGUAUUUAAGUAGGGUCCUGAAUCUGUAAUGAUAAUGAGCUUAUAAAUAGUUUGAUUUUAGCUGGGUUACGUCUCAUGUUCAUUGAGAUCCAUGGAUGUAUGUCGCUGAAGUAUAAGAACUCAAUUGACACAAGGGAGACUAAAUAUGGAUUGAAAAGCUUAACGUCAGGCAACUGUGCUAAUAUUUUGGCCCAAUCUCCUAGAAAUUGAUCUUUUUCUGUUUAAUAUUAAGAAACCACAGUGACUAAAGUAAUUUUAAAAUGUCUUGGCCUGGUAGCUGCAGCAUCCUCCAAAAACUUAGGAUCAGUACAAUCAAGUGAAAAAAUUGGCCAAAAUUUCUUAAAGACACAUAGAGCAGGAGCAAAAUCCUACUAAAAGGAAAGACAAUGAAAAGACGAAGCAACAGCUUUUCCACAUUUUUGGCUGUGAGGUGGCAAAACAGAAAGGACCUAUUUGAGAUGAAAAAAAAAAUGACUAAAACUUGAAGUCAGACUCUGGCAUGCUUGAAUACCAUAUGCCUGCACUAUUGAGAGACUGGAACAGAGUAUCUGGAGAAAGAUGAGAGAGUGUGGGUGGCAAUAGAAAAAACAACCACGACUAAUGCACCAGACUGCAAUGUUACAUCACAUUUCAAUGACUGGAACCAUGUCCUGAGAUCCCCCUCCGACCACACGACGACUUCCUUCUUGCUGUUCCCCUCCCAGCUUGAGGACUGCAUGCGAUUAUGCUGAGGACAUAAUUCAAUUAAUUAUUGACAGAACACGUAAUCACCACUUAGAUCUCUCUCUCUGAUAAAUCUCUUCCCUGCUCUCUGACUUCUGUUUGUCAGGCGCUUGGGGGGGUGGAGGGGUGGAAAGGCAAUAAAAAUGUGUUUUAAAGAUACGAUAUUUCCCAAUACUCUGUAUCAGCUGGAGAGGCUUCUGACACCCCGGGCUUUUUAGAUGUAGAGCAUAUUGUUCCAAUCUGUGCUAAACAAGUACCCCCGAGGAAGCUCACUGGGAUGGAGGCUCAUGAUUCAUUUUAAAUAGAAGGCAUAAUAGGAGCAGAUAACUUUGAUUUGUGCAGAGAAGUGUGAUCUCUUUCAGGGGUUUUGGGCUUUCACUGCAUUUUCUUCUUCUAAUGCUGAUUAAAGACAAAGUGAUAAAUAAGAGCUCUGUGUUCGGUUUAAAGGAGGCAUGUAGCUUUAGAGAGCUGACUUAUUGAGAAACACGACAAACAAACAAACAAAAACCCCUGACCUCCGAUACCCUUUGACCAAAAUCCGCUAGUAGCAGAAAGUGAAGACGAGAGUUUCUUUCACUAGUAGAAAGAACCCAGGCAAGGACAGUGACCUCUUCUUUCCGUAUGACUGGAAAAUGUCCCGGGGCUGGACCGGGUGGGGACGUGCCGGGGGGUCAGCCGCAACUCGGGGUCCUACCCAAAUCAUGCCAAAAGCGGACACGGAAGGGCGAGAGCGAGGUGACAAAAGCAAAGAAGGGCUUUACUAUAAACCGAGGAGAAAAAGCUGUGGAGAAAAAAAGGCUGUUGCCAGCCUUGUGCCCGGACUGGAGGAGACAGCCCCGGGUUUUGCGUGGGUCCCCACGGGCACCUGCCCCAAAGGAUGGCUGUGGGGUGGCGAAAGGGGGCCGGGGCACGGUGGCAUCGGGGGGGUGGCGGGGAGAAGCAGCGGCCCCGGGGCUGGCGGAGCUCCCCAGGACCUCCACCUGCUGCGGGCCCGCUGCCCUGGGCUCCUCCGGUCUCCUCCGGUGCCUUUCGCAUCGCCCCAACCGACUUGGGUUCCUCCCGCGGCAGGAAGCCCGUGUGAAGGCGGCGGAGCGGCUCCAUCCUUAUGUAAGAGGCAGCCGAGAUUGUGCCGCGCCGGGCAGAUGCUUGCAAAGCCGGGGCUGGCGAAAAGAGCUGGCCCGGUCCCUCGUGGGGCCGGAGGAGGGGAACUGGGGCACCCCCGCCGCAAGGUGCCGCCCGGCCCGGCCGCUGGGAGCCGCUCGGCCACCGACGCCUCCCCCCCGACCCCGGGGUGCGGAGCCCGCAGGGAUGAGCCCCUGGAGGAGCGGAGCCGGGGUGCCGCUACUGCCGCCCCGCCGCUGGGGAUGCUCCCGAGGCUUCCCCUGGGCUCCGGGGCACCGGAGAGGGCGCAGAGCUUGGCGUCGGGGAGGCUGAGAGGCGUGCCGUCGGGGCUCGACGGGACUCCUUGUCCUAAAAGAUCCAGGGGGACUCGUGGGUCCCUUGGGGGCCUCUCGGCCCCCGCCUCUCCAACGCGGGCUGCGAGCCCCCUGCCGAAGCUCGCUGGGGAGGACAGCCCCGCCGGGGCCGCCCCGUCGUGCCACUGCCCUAAGGCACAACGGGAGGUGCCUGGCGGCUCCCGGGCGGCCUCGGCGGGGCUCUCAGGAUGCUCUCCGCGCUCGCCAUCACCUGGAGGCCAACUCCGGCUGCCCCCCGCUGCCUCUCCCUCUGGAAGCGCGCCCCCCGGGGGGCCGAGCCCCCAGCCCCUCUGCCCGAGCCCCGCGGGGCCGGUCCCGCCUGGCCUCAGGUGCGGUCGCGCCCGCUCCCAACCAGGGGGGAGGCACCGGCACCUCGGAGCCGCCUGCGCGCUCGCGACGGGGCGUCCUCGACGGGGCGGCUCACCCUGCUGGGGCGGCUUUCCCCCUCCGGAGUUUUGGCUGAGGUUCACUUGUUUUGGCCGAGGUUCACCUCUGCACCUUCGCUCUCCCUGGGCGCAACCCCGCGGGGCGGCUCAGAGGGGUGAGAGCGGGGGCGCGCAGUCCCCCGGGGCUGGGUUUAAGGGCCAGCUUCGUUCCCCCUCCCGCGGGAGCCCCGGAGGUGUGUUUUUCCCCUGGGGACCCUCAGUGCCCCCCUUCUCCUUCGGGUCUUGCCGCAGCCCUGCUCGCCGCCCCCAGCUGCGCAUCCUCUCCCUCCUGCCGCUUCGCCUUCCCCUCCUCAGCCGCGAAGAGGACGCUACAAGGUAGGCAAAAGGGAAAGUGAAUGUGGCGCUCUGGAGCGAGAUAGAGAGAGACGGGCAAGGUUAGACGUGUAUUUACUCAACCUUUAUUAUUUAAAAAAAUUCAUAAAAAAAAAGGUGAACGAACGUCUUACAAAACCCCCCCAUAAAUAGGACAUUCCGUUCAGCUCUGGCUAUUGGCAGUUCUAGCAUUUGACAACAUCAGACACGAUUUCCUGGCAUUAGAGAAACCCAUUUCAAAAUCGGUCAUCACAAAGAAAUACUAGAAAUCCCAGUUAGCACUUGCUAGGCAGCACGGAGCACUUGUACACAACUUUUCAGACACACACCCGCGCACACACGCAGCUGGGAACAGAUCCCGAAGGAAGAGAGCCUCCUUAAAAAUUAGUAAACGCUUCUCCAAAUAAAAGAAAAAAAAAAAAAAA